Messenger RNA from Chenopodium quinoa (quinoa), 1528 nucleotides. Its product is annotated as mediator of RNA polymerase II transcription subunit 6-like. The transcript has 6 exons. Gene Ontology annotation, molecular function: transcription coactivator activity. Gene Ontology annotation, biological process: regulation of transcription by RNA polymerase II. Gene Ontology annotation, cellular component: mediator complex; core mediator complex. NCBI's taxonomy places the organism in Eukaryota, Viridiplantae, Streptophyta, Magnoliopsida, Caryophyllales, Amaranthaceae. The record is from RefSeq and is a predicted model, not a curated record. The coding region runs from base 283 to 1044 and encodes 253 amino acids.
UAACACUGGCUACUCAAUCGAGAAAGAGUAGUCAUUCACUCAUUCGGGCUAACCACGUAUACCCAAAGGCCAAAUUAAACAAUCCGACCAGUAACUUCACCCCACUUUCAGCUGCUACUCUAGCAAUUUCAUCACUCAACUCAAAAAGACCUGAAUUUGAUAAUCCCUAUUUAUAAUCAUCCAAUUCAAAUUCAAUCGAAUUCAAGUAAUUUAACUUCCAAAUCCAAUUAAUUCCGCUAAUACAACAAUUUCUUACUUCUUUCAAACCCAGAAAACUCAACAAUGGCAGCAACACCAAUGCCGGGAAACCCUAAUUUGGACGGAAAUCCGCCGCCAUUGCCGCCGCCUCCGGGAACUGACAUGACCGGAAUUUGCUUUAGAGAUCAAUUAUGGCUUAACACUUAUCCUCUCGAUCGUAAUCUUGUUUUCGAUUACUUCGCUUUGUCCCCCUUUUAUGAUCACACUUGCAAUAAUGAGCAAUUGAGGAUGAAUUCUGUUCAUCCCCUUGAUCUCUCUCAUCUUUCGAAGAUGACAGGGAUUGAGUAUAUGCUGUAUGAAGUUGUAGAACCUAAUCUGUUUGUCAUUCGUAUGCAAAAGAGGGAUAGUCCUGAGAAAGUUACGCCGAUGUUGACGUACUAUGUAUUGGAUGGUUCUAUCUAUCAAGCUCCGCAGCUUUGCAGUGUUUUCUCUGCAAGAAUUGGGCGUGCUUUGUAUUACAUACAGAAAGGAUUCUCAACUGCUGCUUCCAAGUUGGAGAAGAUUGGACAUGACAGUGAAAGUGAUGACGCAAAUGAUGAUACAACAGCUACUAAAGAGACUAUUGAUCUCAGAGAACUAAAGAGAGUAGAUCAUAUCCUUGCUUCCUUGCAGCGUAAGCUACAACCAGCCCCUCCACCACCACCAUUUCCAGAGGGCUAUACUCCAUCUCAGCCUACAGAAACGGAACAAGGCUCAGAAACCCAGGAAGGGACAGAACAACAGCAACCUCCGCCUGUUGAUCCCAUCAUUGACCAAGGGCCAGCUAAAAGAACGAAAUAUGAUUGAUCUUUCCUUGCCAAUUUUAUGCAAAUGUCAUGUGAAAUAGCAAAAUGGUGGUUUUGACAGGGUUGAUAUUUCCUGUAAAUUGGAAUAUGUAUGGAAUUUGAGUGAAAUGUCUCCCUUCUUUGAUGAUCAUCUAUCGUGCUAUACUGCUAUUGGAAGGUUCAUCUCAAUAUAUUCACUUCCCAGCAUGAGCUUCACAGGCUUCUUCUGUCUUCUCUUGUUUCUUCUGUGCUUCCCCAUUUUGCACACCAUCUUUAGCCUUACUUGUCUGGACCAACAGCUCUUUCACCCAGUUAAGCAGCUUCUCACUCACCGCCUCAUCUGCUUGUUUCAUUCAUUCAUCAAUGAUUUGGAUACACAAAGGAGAGUUUGACAGUAAAUUAUGUUCCAUUUGACUUUGGUGGCCAAAUUUCUGAUCAUAAACACAUUGUAUUGAUCUGUAAUACUGGUUAUAACGUGUCUAGAUUAUCUUAAAGAAUAUUUUUUA